This is a messenger RNA of Stegodyphus dumicola, 654 nucleotides long. RefSeq names its product THAP domain-containing protein 2-like. NCBI's taxonomy places the organism in Eukaryota, Metazoa, Arthropoda, Arachnida, Araneae, Eresidae. Gene Ontology annotation, cellular component: nucleus. Gene Ontology annotation, molecular function: RNA polymerase II cis-regulatory region sequence-specific DNA binding; DNA-binding transcription factor activity. Gene Ontology annotation, biological process: regulation of transcription by RNA polymerase II. The record is from RefSeq and is a predicted model, not a curated record.
GUACAUUUUGAAGAAAAUCAAUUUGAAUGCUCUAGGCAAGAUGGGCGUAAAAACUCAAGCCCAAUGCUGUGCCAACUCUUUUCAAUGUGCCUAAUCCCCCCCCCACAACUGUUGACCCCACAGCGUCUAAAAGGCAUUGGUUUACCAAAGCACCGUUCAGUUACAUCCAAUUUUUGUAAUGGUGGCUUGCUGCACAGUUUACCUUUAUCAACUGAAGCGAUUUCUGUUGCUGAACCAUCUGUUGUUUGUUUGCAAGAACAAGCUUCAACUUCAUCUUGUGAUAAAAUGCCAUCUACUUGUGAAGGAUCUCAUGUUUGUUUGCAAGAACAGCCUUUAGCCUCAUUUUGCAAUGAAAUACCAUCUAUUUGUGAAGGCUCUGAUGAUGUUCUUUUAAGGAAUUUUAUAAAACAGCAGACUGAAUUGAUCUCGCUUCUGCAAUGCCAGAACAAAAUAUUACUGAAAGAACUUACAGCAACCAAAAAAAAUGAAAUUAAUGUUUUAAAAAAAUGGCAUAGCACUGAAAUUCAACUUCAUGACCUUCAAGUACAGCAUGAGGAAUUGCUGAAAGGAGUGAAAACAUUUCUUUCAGAUGAACAAAUAGCAAUGUUGAAAAUUCCUCGUAGAGCAUUGCAAAAUGGUCUAACGAGGGAAUAA